ACACGGUGACAAUGCAGUAUGAAGGAGGAAUCUUCCACAUAUUGGAUUGGGCUGAUAUUGUUAAUGCACACAUAAUCUCAGGUCCUGGAAUUGUGGAUGGUCUGAAAUUGAAGGGUUUGCCUCGUGGUAGGGGCAUGUUGCUACUUGCUGAAAUGAGCUCUGCCGGUAACCUUGCCACAGGAGACUACACAGCUGCUGCUGUAAAAAUUGCAGAAGAGCAUUCUGAUUUUGUCAUUGGUUUCAUCUUGGUCAAUCCGGCAUCAUGGGCUGGGGAACCGGAAAUCCUGCGUUCAUUCAGGCAACCCCUGGUGUCCAAAUGGUAAAGGGUGGUGAUGAUCUUGGCCAGCAGUGUAACACACCAUAUUCUGUAAGUAUUUUAUCCCGUCAUCACUCCUUCUACAAUCUUUUGUACCAUGAAGCUAUUGUGUACAUGAACUUUCAUUAUCCUUUUCGUCUUGAACAAUAUUCCAGGCCAUCUUCGAUAGGG
Messenger RNA from Hibiscus syriacus, 487 nucleotides. Its product is annotated as uridine 5'-monophosphate synthase-like. Gene Ontology annotation, biological process: 'de novo' UMP biosynthetic process; 'de novo' pyrimidine nucleobase biosynthetic process. The coding region runs from base 12 to 323 and encodes 103 amino acids. NCBI's taxonomy places the organism in Eukaryota, Viridiplantae, Streptophyta, Magnoliopsida, Malvales, Malvaceae. Gene Ontology annotation, molecular function: orotidine-5'-phosphate decarboxylase activity. The record is from RefSeq and is a predicted model, not a curated record. Gene Ontology annotation, cellular component: cytosol. The transcript is spliced from 3 exons.